AGUGCCUCAAAAUGGCUACCAGUGAUGAUGAACCUAUGCAUCAUUUAUAUGAGGUUUUUACUACUUGUUUUAAUAAAAUAGCCAACAAAGCUCCUGAAAAAGUUGGAUUUCAACCCCCCUAUGGGGGAUUAGACAACGGAAUGGCCUACGCACUAAGUCCGGCCGGUCCGGUAUACAGCGGCCCUGGCGCGAGUCCGACCCAGGCGACGGCCGAACCGUUUACGGCCGACAGCCCGUAUUUUCCUUUUAACGCGCGGCCCGGCAGCCGCUUGUCGCCGGCGAAGGCGAAAAUUAUCCCGGUAGCCGCUGGAUUAAGGCCGACCAAGGAGGAACCCGCAGGCACGGCGACUACGUUAGAAGGACACUGGGGAGUGUAUGGCUCGGACGAAUUCGCGCAGGACUCACCGCGGUACACAUCUCCAGGAGGGGCUGCAGGGUACUACCUCGGUGCCGGCGAUGCCACUCCUAAUUCAGCGGUAGGUGGAGGCGAUUGGCCUGCCUCCUACCCCACCUCAUAUCAAACCUAUGAGGCGUACGGUCUCAUUCCAGAAUCCGAAACAGCUGGCCAAGGUCUACCUCCCAUGUCUUCUCUGAGGCCUAACGGGACACCGACUGCCACCACCUUGGCCGGGCCUAACACCGCCGCAACUUUCGCCACUCCUAACCAUGAUGUAAAUAAAGGACUAGGAGGGAUUUACCCGGCAACCGAACAGGCAAGCGCGAGCAGCUAUAGCUCGGCGCCUUCGACGCCGGUCAGUUCACCUCCUCCUAUAGCUCCAGCCGGUUGGUUGACCACCCCUCAUUCCCCCCACUACACGCAAGCUGUAAAUAAUACUGUCGCCCCUCAGGGAUUACACAUGCCUGCUCCUGAAGCGCAGCGGCUAGAUGACGCUAUAGGUUUUUUACGAGACCAUGCUGAAGUAACGGGUACUCGUAUGGAAGAAAGACUGGACGAUGCUAUAAAUGUCUUGAGGAACCAUGCAGAACCAUUAGGUCUAGUAGGACAGCUUCCAAACAGUCUUGCACACCAGAUGUCACAACUUGGGUAUCCCGCACCAUCCCCAGCAGACCCACACCUGCCAGAUACAAUCAAAGUUGAACGACCUAUAUACAACACAAAAAAGCGCAAGGAACCUCCAGACAGUGAUUCAAAACCAUCAAGUUCCGUAGAGAGUAUAGUACAAAACACCAGCGGGCCUCCUCAGAAAGCAACAAAACGGUCAAGGAGAUAUAGUUGUUCAAGUAACGCCGAUGAAGAUGAAAUUGAUGACCCCAGCAACAAGGCCGUACGCGAGAAAGAGCGUAGACAGGCAAACAAUGUCCGUGAACGUUGUUCCAGUGCUGAUGAAACAGAAGAGGGUGAUUUAGAUCCUGAUAUCAAAGCUCAGAGGGAAAAAGAAAGGCGGCAGGCAAAUAAUGCAAGGGAAAGGAUACGUAUCCGUGACAUUAAUGAAGCUCUAAAAGAACUGGGAAGGAUGUGUAUGGCACACCUUAAGACAGACAAACCUCAAACCAAACUGGGAAUUUUAAAUAUGGCUGUUGAAGUCAUAAUGACUUUGGAACAGCAAGUAAGAGAGAGGAAUCUCAACCCUAAAGCUGCUUGCUUGAAGAGACGAGAAGAAGAAAAAGCGGAAGAUGGACCUAAAUUAGGACCCGGACCACAUCACAUGCUCUCUGCUCCUCAUUACCCCUCUUUGCCGGGUGUACCCACCAAUUUGCCUCACAAUCCAGGUCAGCCACAAUAGCAUUGAUAGUAUUUCUUGCUACCUGUACAUACACUUUCGUACAAAGCGGCAUCAUCAUAUUCAUCAUACAUCAACAAUUAUCUAUUUUUUUAAGAAUAUUAUGUAGUGAUACAGUAACUGUAUUCUUACUUCUUAUUCUUGUCUAUUUACAACAUUUUUUUCACUUAAUUUUAUUUGCGGAACUGUUUAGACAUGACAGCUUUAUUUAUUAUUAGAUUUGAGGUAGCUGAAGAGAUUACAAUGGCAGUUGGGUUCCUUUUAGUAAUGUUUUUCGGUGAAUUGAAACUUGAAGUAAAAGUGAAUGUAUUUUAUGGCACUAUUUCAAAAUGAAAAUAAUUGGGAGUUUUUAUAACUUGACAAUUUUUCUUUUGAAUAGUAUUUUUUUCUGCAGACUGGAAAAUACAAUACAUAUUUUAAUUCCAUAUUUCAGAACUAUUGAUGAUUCUGAAGACUUGAAUUUAAAAAAUAAUGGAAGAUAUAAUUGAAUUCAUCUCGGCUUCGCAGCUGAGAAUGAAUGAAGAUAGUAACACUGAAUUUUGUUACUCUUAACACUGACACUAUUUUAUAUACACUUAAUUUAUACAGGACAAUACCGUAAGCUGUGAAAAAUCUCGAAUUCAAAUUUCUGUUUUGGAAAAAACUGUUCAAUUGAAUUUAAUUUUUUGUUUUCUUUUUGUAGUUGGUUACAAGUUGAAUUAUUGAAUGAGGUUAUCCGAGUUGUGAGGCACUGUUUGGAGCCUUUGGCGUAAUAACGAAUAUUACUGGAGUUUGGUGUUGGGAUUGAACUCCAAUAAUAUUCGAGGUUAUCCGAGUUUGAUAAAAGAGAAAAUCAUUUUUCUGCAGUCACUGAAUUGAAUAAUAAUAAAAAUUGGAAAUCAUACAGAGAUUGGUAUGUAAUCUCAUUCAAAAACAUUACUGAAAUGAUCACAGAAUGUCUCAAACGGUAACAGAAAUGUUGACCAAUAAUUUUUUCAUGCUUUCAGCUAGACCUUGAUAUUGAAUGACAUCAUUUAUAUGUGGUUUGAGAGGAAAAAAUAAUCCAAUUGUGCCAAAUCUUACAUAAUACUCUAGUAAUGUUAGCAAGCUUAUUUAGCUCAUAUUUCUUAUUUUUGUAUUAUACUAUUGAUCUCUACUUCUGCCAUUUUUUAAGGAUAUUCAGCAUGGAGUACCUAAGUUGCAACGAAAAAUGAAGUGAUUUUGGGUAAAGUCGAAUAUAAUAAUGAUAUCACUUGUAUUAUAAACAUUCAAAAGGUAUACAAAGAAUUGAAAGGGCAUACAUUUUUCCAUCUCAGUUUUCUCAAAAUUUUCAUUUGUGGUUACUGUAAAACAGAAGAGAAAGAAAAAGAAGAUAUUUAUUAUUUCAUAUUCAUAGUAAACUUUUAACUUCAUUUCACAUGUUCUUAUCGCUGGAAUUUUCGGAUGUUGAGAAGCAAUACUUUUUCAUGGUGUUUGGUAUCCUGGAGAAUAAAAAUCAGACUGAAUUCAAGUACUUUCAACUUUUUUUUUGUUGUAUUAUAAAGUUUGUACUUAAUAUAUAUUUUAGAAUGAA
This is a messenger RNA of Leptinotarsa decemlineata (Colorado potato beetle), 3294 nucleotides long. It is a transcript of the gene da, whose product is annotated as transcription factor daughterless. Gene Ontology annotation, cellular component: transcription regulator complex; chromatin. NCBI's taxonomy places the organism in Eukaryota, Metazoa, Arthropoda, Insecta, Coleoptera, Chrysomelidae. The record is from RefSeq and is a predicted model, not a curated record. Gene Ontology annotation, biological process: regulation of transcription by RNA polymerase II. Gene Ontology annotation, molecular function: RNA polymerase II cis-regulatory region sequence-specific DNA binding; DNA-binding transcription factor activity, RNA polymerase II-specific; protein dimerization activity.